AUGGUUUUCCAUGAAAAGCUAGUUGUUAGUUCGGGAUAUGUCCUGGAUUAUUUAUCAAUAAUUGUUACUGCAGCAUAUGCUUUACCCAGUUUAAAUUGGGCAGUUAAGGUAUCUCUGUUCCCAAAAUCAAAGGAAGUUACCAAAGUUUAUGCAUCGUAUUCAGUUCCAGAUGCUAAAUCGGAAGUGUCUUCAAAGAAUAAUUCUGGUAUUCCAGAGAUACAUUCUGAUUCAAAUCCGAAAUUUCAACUUUCUUCAAAGGGUUUGAAAUUUGCUGGUAUUGAACUAUUUGGAGGUAAAUCAGGCUCAGUUUCGUUUUAUGGGAUAACUCACCAUGUGGUUGAAGAGAGCAAGGUUGUUUCAUUCCCUUAUAAGGACGAUAGAGGUUCAGUGCUGUGGGUUUUUGCUCCGCUUGUUCUGAUACUAUCUUUGAUCGUCCCUCCAAUUUUCCUUUCUAAUGUAUUUGAUAGUUUUCUCAAGAAUGAGUAUCUUGCAGAGAUUGCUUGUAACCUUUCUUGUGAAGCUGUGCUCUACGCUGGUCUUGCAGCCUUCCUUCUGAUAACUGAUCGCGUUCAAAGGUCAUAUCUUCAUUUUACUGCAAAACGUUGGGGCCUCAUAACGGGUUUGAAGGGACACUUAUCAAGUUCAUUUUUUGCCAUGGGCCUGAAGGUGAUUCCUCCUUUACUGGUAACUUAUGUCACGUGGCCAUUGAUAGGCAUUAAAGCUCUUGUUGCAGUUAGUCCCUUGCUAGUUGGAUACCUGGCUCAGUUUGCUCUUGAGGCUUUCAUUGAUAGACAAGGGUCAUCCUGUUGGCCUCUAGUUCCCAUUAUCUGCGAGGUUUAUAGAUUCUACCAACUGACUAGAGCUGUAAGUUAUUGUGAGGGUCUGAUGUUUGGAAUGAGAGGAGUUCAGGCUACCCCAGAAGUGAUGGAGAUAACUGGGGCUUUAUCAGCAAUUUCUGUGACCUUUUACAUGGUCGCUCUGGUCUGCCUAUGGUCGUUAUUGACAUUUUUUCUGAGACUGUUUUCUUCAAGACCUGUCUCAGAAAAGUACUGAUAUUUAUCUUUCCUAUUUUGUACUAGUUUUUAGUAUAAUAUUAUGGCUAGUUUUUCAGAAUUUCGCAGAAGCAGAUAUGAGAUGUAGGAACUAGGAAACAAAAAGGAGAAAAUAAGUUGAAAAAACAUUAGGCAAACUCAGUGUAAAUGAAUGUGUAUAGUGGUGUUAAU
This is a messenger RNA of Beta vulgaris subsp. vulgaris (sugar beet), 1223 nucleotides long. RefSeq lists its product as uncharacterized. The record is from RefSeq and is a predicted model, not a curated record. NCBI's taxonomy places the organism in Eukaryota, Viridiplantae, Streptophyta, Magnoliopsida, Caryophyllales, Amaranthaceae. The coding region runs from base 1 to 1053 and encodes 350 amino acids. Gene Ontology annotation, cellular component: chloroplast. The transcript is spliced from 4 exons.